AUAGAUCACCAUGUCUUCUUCGAUCUCCGCACUCUUCUCUCCUAUCCGCAUAGGCAACAUCGGCUUGCAGCACCGCGUCGUACUUGCCCCACUCACCCGCUUACGUGCACACGCAAAUCAUGUCCCAAGCCCACAAGCACCAGCGUACUACUCUCAGAGAGGCUCUACCCCCGGCACUCUCCUUGUAACAGAGGCCACAUUCAUAUCACAGAAAGCUGGUGGUUACGAUAAUGUCCCUGGGAUAUACACCGAUGCCCAUGUAGAGGAGUGGAAAAAGGUAACAGAAGCAGUUCACGAGAAGGGCUCUUUCAUUUUCCUACAACUCUGGGCGCUCGGCCGUGCGGCAGAAACAGCCGUCCUUGCCAAAGAGAACAAUAGCCCCUACGUCAGUGCCUCACCCAUCGCUAUCCCGGGAAAAACAGACGUGCCACGCGCACUCACCAGGGAUGAAAUCAAAGAGUACGUUGCCACGUAUACUACUGCCGCAAAAAAUGCAAUUCGAGCUGGCUUCGAUGGCGUUGAAAUUCACGGCGCGAACGGCUACUUGAUCGAUCAAUUCAUACAAGACGUUACCAACCAGCGUACAGAUGAAUACGGCGGAAACAUCGAGAAUCGGGCAAGGUUUGCACUUGAAGUAACCGAUGCCGUUGUGGAGGCCGUUGGUGCUGAGAAGACAGCGUUCAGAAUAAGUCCGUGGGGUGUGUUCAGUGGUACGUGGAUCAUAUAAUAGUGCCGAUCUUCAUUUAGCUGAUUUGUGGUGAAGGUAUGGGCAUGGCAGAUCCCAAACCUCAGUUCUCCUACUUGGUUGAGGAGCUGCGGAAACACAAACUCGCGUACAUCCACGUCGUGGAGCCGAUGCCUGCCGAAGUCACUGCUGAAAAAAACAGCGACUUUAUCCGUGAUAUCUGGGAUGGGGUCGAAGGCAGCGCAUUCAUCAGCACAAACGGACAUACACGGAA
Suillus subaureus is the source of this 959-nucleotide messenger RNA. RefSeq lists its product as uncharacterized. The record is from RefSeq and is a predicted model, not a curated record. Bases 11 to 727 code for a protein of 238 amino acids. The transcript has 2 exons. Gene Ontology annotation, molecular function: FMN binding; NADPH dehydrogenase activity. Lineage: Eukaryota; Fungi; Basidiomycota; Agaricomycetes; Boletales; Suillaceae.